This is a messenger RNA of Daucus carota subsp. sativus, 693 nucleotides long. Its product is annotated as putative B3 domain-containing protein At1g78640. The transcript has a single exon. Gene Ontology annotation, molecular function: DNA binding. Bases 1 to 693 code for a protein of 230 amino acids. The record is from RefSeq and is a predicted model, not a curated record. NCBI's taxonomy places the organism in Eukaryota, Viridiplantae, Streptophyta, Magnoliopsida, Apiales, Apiaceae.
AUGAAUUUGAAGAAAGUGACGAUGAAGAAUCCGAAUGAAAAUCGAGAUAAAUCAAGAAAACGGAAGCAACCGCAAGUCGAAGAUCUUGAUGCUGGUAGUCUAAGUUGUUACACCAAUAACAAUGCCCCUGUUUUCAAGAAACCCAAGAAGAGUACUUAUGAAUGUGUCAUGAAUAUGAGGAUUGCUAAAAACAUUCGUGGGUUCCGUUUCUACACUCGUGAAGAAGAGGAGGAAGAGAGAUUUCUCGGGGUUUCGACGAAACUGAGCCUUUCGGUUGAUGGUAACGAGAGUGGGGAUGAUCCCUGGAAAAUCAAGAAAACGCUGGAACAGAGUGAUUGUGAUCAUCUCUGUAGACUCAUGCUUCGGAAAGAUAUGGUGCAGAAUUAUAUUAUCAAAGUGUGGGAAGAUGCUGGGAGAAUUGAUGAGAUUGCUAAGGUAUUGGAUGGUCAGGGAGAAGGAGUUGUGGUCAGGGUCUGGGACUACGAAAGAGGGAAGGAGUAUGAACUGAAGCUGAAGAAACUGGUUUCGAGCCAGUGUUAUAUUCUUGCCGGGGCAUGGAGCAACAAGUUUGUGAAAGAGAGGAGGCUCAAGAAGGGAGACACUAUCGGCCUCUAUUGGAGCACGGCUAAGUCCAGAUUUGUCUUCUCUGUUCGGGCUCGGGCUCCUGCUCCUGGUCCUAAUGCUGCUGCAUGA